Colletotrichum navitas is the source of this 987-nucleotide messenger RNA. RefSeq lists its product as uncharacterized. The record is from RefSeq and is a predicted model, not a curated record. The coding region runs from base 81 to 926 and encodes 281 amino acids. The transcript has a single exon. NCBI's taxonomy places the organism in Eukaryota, Fungi, Ascomycota, Sordariomycetes, Glomerellales, Glomerellaceae.
UUUCUAGCAUCGUCGUCGCAACGCUCCGCUACUGUCCCUACUACGAGAGGUUAUCGGCUUACCGGCGUUCGGCAACGGUGAUGUUUUUUUUUUUUUUUAAAAAAGAAAAAAGGGCGGGGCUACUGGGCCGCACGUUGUCGUACGGCGACGUGCUUCCUAUCGUUACAAAACGGGAGGGGACGUCUGAUCUGGUCUCUAACGACCACCCAACAAUACUGGCAAGAGAGAAAACAUUUGGCGAUGGGGUUAAUGGGGGGAUCUGCCGGGUGAGGAUGGUCGCUCACGCUCCUUUUUGGCGUUUUGGAACCUUUUUUCUUCUUGUUCUUUCCUUUACAGGGAGCGGUGUUUUUGCUAUUUACUGGUUUGCGCGCGUGGUUUCGUUCUUCCUUGCUCGUUUCUUUCCCGAUGGAGUCGGCAUCAAAGCGAGGAAGUUACAGUUCUUGAGCGAAGUUGUGCGACUGUACGAUGCGGCGGGCGGAGGAAGAGAGCAAAAGCGAGCAGCGAUGUUGGAAUACUUGCAGGCACUUGAGCAUCUGCACGUUCUCAUAAGCUCGCAUGUGAGACGGCUGAAGUUCCUUAUCAGUGGGAGGCGAAGGAAGAAAAGUAUGGGAAGAUCCUCGACGAGAGGACAGAAAAGGGACAAGAAAAACAACAACAGCGGUUCAAACAUUGGCAGGCGAGACGGUUCCGGGGGCUCGCGCAAAACUCAAAUUGUCCGUGAUGGAAGGGUUGGAUCGCUUGCCUGGGGGCGGGUAGUGAUUUCCUGUACUGGCAAGGGAGAUGAUACUCCUUUGCGCGACUGGGCCUGCUCCUGUUUUCUUUGGUUCUUCUCUGGAUGCCAUUGGAGGCGAGAGAAGAGCAAGAGGAGAGCAGAUGCGGCUACGAUACGACCGGGGGGUUUUUUUUUCUUUUCGUUUUUUUGUUAGUGGCAACGUUUUCUAUAGGGGAAGCCAAGAAAAAAUAAACCACAUUCAUCAUGUAAAGAAA